CAAAAUGAUUCGAAUCCCACAUAGUCGCCAAGCUGCUCGGCUUAUUUCAGUGCUUUGCACGGAGGCUACUCGUCAUUGGACAUCCGUAUAAUGGCACUGAUUGCACAUCGCGGCCGACGUCCAACCACCGUCGCCGGAGGGCGUUAUCAUGGACGGGCGGUUCUCCCCGGCUUUCCCCUCGUGUCAAUUGUCUCCGCUAUGGAGCUGCCCGGUGGAGGAGAACAAUGCCAUAUCAGGCUGCACGGUUCUCGGCAGAAGCAUUUAAGUCUAUCCAGCACCUGAAAUCUGGAUUCAGAGACGCUGUUUAAAGAAAAUACCAGACUGCAUUGCAUGUGCAGUUCCAAAAGUGGAUGGAGAUCUUACUGAUGUUGAUUAUACCUGGGAUGCUCUGUGUUCCCGAUUGCUGUCACUCUGGCUGGUCGUUAUUGCAGUUAUCUCACACCCGGUCUUUUUGUCUGUUUCUUUGAGAGUAAUGCCCCGUCCAAGAAGACCAGGCGCGCCGGAGCCGAAGCGCAGGAGUCGAAAUGGCUGCUGGCCCUGUAAGUCUCGCAAAGUGAAAUGCGACGAAGAAAAGCCCUCCUGUUUAAAUUGUCAGCGACAAAAUGACCAAUGUGAUUAUAGUAUCAAACUAAACUGGGAGGGAAGGACUAGGAGAAAAUUUUCGGUAGAACUUCCGAGUCCCGUGUGCGACAGUUCGACACAUAUUUUCUCGUCUGUAUCACCUCCGGCAUUUCACCAGUCACUUCCUAGUGUCUCGGAGGCGGAGAAUAUUCUCUGGGAGGAGAGACUCGCGCACACCAAUCCAAGAUCUCACAAUAGAGCUCACAGUGGGAGCAAGGAACCUAUCUCUAAUAUCCCACAACUUGAACAUGCUGCCUUUGCGGACGUGGACUCACCAGUAGAGAUCAACGACCUCUUACAGGUACAGGAUGUGACCAUCUCAUGGGCAAAGAAUUCACCACAUUCGAGCAUUGUCUCCACACUAAACAACACACCGUCACUCGUAAAUCCUAUUGAAGACAGCUCGUACCCUUCACCGGCAGAAACAGAUGCUGCGUUCGAUGAAACAUUCUUCAACAGACGAGCGCAGAACCCGUCAUUUUCUCAUGCCCAGAAACCUGGGCCAGCAUCAAACUCGCAGUCUCCAUCGGGAGACAUUUACUACCCUGGUAUACCCAUUGACUUUCUACUAGAUAAGCCGGAAGACCACAAGGAAGAUUGCUCAUUUGAUCUUGCCACUCCUGAGAAAAGAUGGCAUGCGUACCUGAGGACGGUCACGGAUAAUUAUGGCCUGGACUACGGUCGCCCAGAUUUAGAUUUGAACAAGAACGAUGACCAUGCAGCUAUUGAUGUCAACCGCGCAUUGCAAUUGAUCAAUCCGCAGUGGCAUUCUCAGGGGGGUGUUGAGCCCGAAAUAAGUCUCAACCAGGAGUUGAAGUCAAAGAAUUGCACGUACUACGACUCACCGGUGCCCGUGGACAUCCCACGAUAUCUAUCACCGCUGCCGAUGAAUCUGUUAAAGAAUCCAAUCAACUUGAUGUACUUUCAUCAUUUUCUCAAUCAUACAGCUAAGAUGCUCGUUCCACAUGACUGCGGGGAUAAUCCAUUUGUUUUAGUGUUACCCUCUAUGGCUGUUGCGGACUCUAACCUGUUGAAUUUGACACUGGCCUACUCCGCAAGUCACCGUGCGCGAUACCUAGGACAUGCAGAGCCUGCAAAUCGCAUUGCUGAUUGGGUUAGUGAUGUAUUUCCAGCUUUGCGCUAUGCCCUGGAUAACCCACACACAAGUAUUACCGAGUCUCACCUAGCAACGGCUGUUAUGCUUCUUUCCCUGAAGAUUAUCUCUCCCAGCACCUUCGAAGUCCCAAUUCCAUGGCAGAGUCACCUCAGCCUCGCUCGUGGUCUUUUCCAGGCACAUGCGGAGCAUAUGGUUUAUCCAGGGAACCGUAUUGGUGCAUUUCUAGCACGGUGGUUGGGGUAUAUUGAUAUUAUGGGAACUUUGUCAUGCCGCGACGGUGGUUCGCCUUUGGAUAUGUACUACUCAGUUAUGAAUGCUUGCUCUACGGAAGGGGGGCAUGAUGAGUUUUCUGUUGACUGCUUUACCGGAUUCAGUCCUCGAACAGGUGCAUGUUUAAUCCGGCUAGGAAAGCUAGUCCACCGAUGUGAUAGUGAAUGCUUCGAUGAUAUGGGCAUGUUUCGUCUGGACUGGACAGCAUCUGUGGACAUGAUUCUGGAGGCAAAAUCUUUGGUCAUGGAAUUCGAAGCCUUGCGAACACAGGUUCACGUUAAUGGUAGACAUUAUCGAGGAUCACCCACAGACCUACUGGCAAUGGAUCGAGCAUUCUGCUGUUCUGCAUUGCUGCACCUUCAUCGUCGAAUUCUGAGUAGUUCUCCGUUCUCCCCUGCUGUCCACGAAGCGCAAAGUGGUCUUCUGAAUGCCCUAGCCCGGAUUGAGCCCGGGGGAUCCACAGAGGUAGGAGCGUUGUUUCCGCUGUUUACUGCCGGGUGUGAAGUGCGAGACGCCAAGGAACGGAUGGAGAUCUUGGAGCGGUUUGUGAUACUGGAAACAACGGGAAUGAAACAGAUACAAAAUGCGCGCAGGCUGAUGCAGCGGUGCUGGGACGAAGACUUGCCAUGGAUUGCUCUGGCCAAAGGGGAGUUCCUUGGAUAGUGUCAUGUGUGUACAUUUUUUUUAUUAUAAGUAAUCUCAUUAGAAUAACAAAGAUACGGAGGAGCCAUGCUUUGAUCGUUUAACACACCAUAAAUAAUCAUUAUAGGAAAGAACAUUGCCUCACACUUAAGUCCAAAGCAGUUUAUACUCUUUCACUGCUAAUAACUCUUUCCAUGUACUUCUUUAUAUUUCCUGUACACUUCUCUAGCAUAUAAAAACGGACUGUCUACCAACCUGUCUUUCCGCCAAGCUCGUUCCUCC
Aspergillus ruber CBS 135680 is the source of this 2932-nucleotide messenger RNA. Its product is annotated as Zn(II)2Cys6 transcription factor. Gene Ontology annotation, molecular function: zinc ion binding; DNA-binding transcription factor activity, RNA polymerase II-specific; transcription cis-regulatory region binding. Gene Ontology annotation, biological process: positive regulation of transcription by RNA polymerase II. The transcript is spliced from 6 exons. Lineage: Eukaryota; Fungi; Ascomycota; Eurotiomycetes; Eurotiales; Aspergillaceae. The record is from RefSeq and is a predicted model, not a curated record. Gene Ontology annotation, cellular component: nucleus. Bases 473 to 2671 code for a protein of 732 amino acids.